Pyricularia grisea is the source of this 2927-nucleotide messenger RNA. RefSeq lists its product as uncharacterized. NCBI's taxonomy places the organism in Eukaryota, Fungi, Ascomycota, Sordariomycetes, Magnaporthales, Pyriculariaceae. Bases 1 to 2784 code for a protein of 927 amino acids. The transcript has 2 exons. The record is from RefSeq and is a predicted model, not a curated record.
AUGGCAUCCUCAAACAUAGACCCUGAUGGGUUUGGCCCAGAGUCUGCCCUCGCGUACUGUCUGGAUGAAUCCUUAGGGGAACCGCUGCUGACCGACCACCGUUUCAACCCGCUACAUCCGUCACUGCUCACCGAUAUCGUAAGCCAAGUUCCCGAGAACAUUAUCGAAGAUGGCACGCUCCCACAAAUGCCCUCUCCUAGUUCAGGUCCGGCACUGGAGAAAUGGGUGGUUGGGAAAGAUGAGAUAGACUUCAUUAAAGAGGCAUCACGGAGCUUUUCCGACGAGGAUGUUGAGACGCCCAUCAAGCAGGCUUUUCUGCAAAGUCUGCUCAGCAAAUCACGGCGAUGGGAGCUUCCGCUCUUAACGCUUGCUAGCCAAACGGAAUCUCGCCAAAUGUUUGAUCGGCUCGCCACUGUUCCCCCAAUAUCCCUGGUCUUUGAUGAGGUGCCCAUGGAUGAUUUGGAUGCUGCUAAGGGUGAAGGCUUAGAAUUUCCGCCUUCCGCUUACACAUGCCAAGAAACAAUGGAAAGUAAGCUUCAGGAGAAGCUCGAAGUCACAAAAGAAGCUAUUUGCUACCUGGCAGAAAUAGUGAGGGCCGACCGUUCCGACUUGGAAGCUACAUUUGCUAUAACUGAUCUCAUGCCGCCGGCAAGACUUACUACACAAGAUCUUCGUCUGACGCCUCCUGCUACUCCCAGAUUCGCUCACAUGCAGUCGGAACCCUGGGUCCCCGGAUCAGAUGGCGUCGAGAUUCCCUCACCUUCAGAGCCUAAAUCUUUACUUAGCGACGACUUAAGCGCAAUCGAAGCUCACAUAUUCCAGGAGGACAACGAAUUCCUGUCUAAAGGCUCACCAGUCCAAUGUUAUCUGCCAACCUCGACACCUGAGGACGAACCCGCAGUUCCGGUGCUAGAUCAUACGAGGAUUGACGACUUCAAGCUUGAGCUGCCGCUCGCUGCAAAUACAAUCGAUGAGCCAGUAGAAAUAAAGUUGCUCCUGGAUGACAGUGAAUCUUUUUUCAUCGACGAAGAGAUGGAAAACAAGGAUCCAGCGAGUUUGACAACUAUUUUGGAAAUUGAUGUUUCGUCUCAGCUCCAAGAGGCAGCAGAGAAAGUGAGAAAGUUAUCAGAACAGGAGCAAAUUGAGCCCCUCGAUGGUCUCUCCAGACUCAAACUGCCGAUGAUAAAUACCACUCCACCGGAGGCUGACUGGAAGGAUGUCGUCAGAGAAGAGAAGCAAAUGCUGGCGCAUAUAAUUGCGCGGCAUUCUGAUGACUUCGAGCUGUCUAAAUGGAAGAUUGAUAAACGAGCUGAAAGGGAUCUUCCAUGGCUUAUAAGUUCGUCGAGCGGUAUUGUUCUCGGGGAUGACGGGCUAGAAGAGGUUGAGGAAAUUGCCCUAAAGGAGUUUUGUGAUUUCCAAGACGAUGUACUGGGCAUUUCAGCUCUAGCCGAGAAGAUCAAAGACCUAGCUACCCUCCGGCGAACUAAUGAUCUAGAUGACGAUGAUCUAGAGCAAACAUUCGCUAGACCACCGACACCGAUUCCAACGCGCGCGCCUGUUUUACCUACUCCAGAAAACUCGGAAGAUCUGAUGAGCUGUAUUCGAAAGAAGAGAAGAGCACUGAAAACCCUCGAAUCUUCGCCGUUUACAAAGCGGACCAAGUGCAGAGAACCCGUGAACGGCGUGGGAACACUCCUGAUGGGUGAUAAAUCCCCCGAGGGUGUCAAACUACUGGCUUCGUUUCUAGAGCUUAAUGGCCAUGGCAAGACUGCGCCUCGCCAGAGCCAGUACUUCAGAGCCAGCGCAGGCGACGAAGCAAGCCGUCAUAACUCCCAUGCGAAAAAGCCUCUAAACAUACCAAAAGAGAAUCGGUUUGAUGAAUACGAUGCCAGGUUACCGAUCAAGAAUUCCCAGCAGCUCGCCAAGGGCACAUCCGGAGAUGUUCCAUCAAAUGUCGUCAAGCCAGCACCUCUGCCUCGCAUUGAGCUUCCCGACUUUCCACUGAAGUUGGUGGUCUCAAUCAGCCUACCUAGAGACCUUGUUCGGCUCCUUGAAACGCUUCUUCCUGGAGUUGAGCUGAUAGAAAGGGAUUAUAAUGCUUACAACUACUCAACAUGGGCAGCUGGUACCUCGGCGCCAUCGACGAUCAUAUCAUCGCUCGGAGAAGAAGCAGACAUCACUCUGUCUCCCGGAGUAGGAAUAAUUCUUACGGCAACUGUACACGUGCGACAAGGCCCUUUGCAAGGCUGUGAUGGUGACAAUAUUCUACAGCGACAAGUACGCAAGGCUUGUCGACGAUACGAGCGCCUGGUGAUUUUGGUCUCGGACAAAAGCCUAGACGACACCAUUCUACCUAUGGCACCGGCAGACGAGCUUGCAUUUGCCGAGUUCCAAGCGUUUGCUCUGGGGCUUCAAGACAUCGCAGACGUCAGUGUCUUUUGGGUCGGCGGUGGACUGAAUUGUCUAGCUAAAUGGGUAGCCUCGCUGGCCACCGAGUGCGCAUCGCUCGAGACGGCCCCGUUCUAUCGACUACUAUGUCAGAGCGAGAGCCACUGGGAAUUGUUUUUUCGUCGGGCAGGAAUGAACACUUUUGCUGCUCAGAUGGUGUGCGGACUGCUUCAAAAUCCGUACGGAACGGAGGCGGCUAAGUUGUUUGGUGGUUCAGGAAUUGCGGCAUUUGUGAAAAUGUCGGCAAAUGAGAGGGCUCAGAGAUAUAUGUCCGUUCUUGGCGGUCGAAGAGUCUUGGAUCGGGUGAGCGAGGUGGUUGAUCAGAAUUGGGACUGAUGUAUGGCGAGUACUAUACUGUUCAAUGAUUGCUCAUCUAUGUCUCGGAAAUGGUAUGUGUUGAUCUGGCUGGGAGUUCAGUCGAAUUUGCAACGAUAUAAGACCUCGUUAGCUUGAGUGUAUUACCUCUAGUAUAUCUUGAC